Molecule: messenger RNA, 424 nt
Organism: Chionomys nivalis (European snow vole)
Lineage: Eukaryota; Metazoa; Chordata; Mammalia; Rodentia; Cricetidae
Product: ER membrane protein complex subunit 6-like
Exons: 1
Coding region: 92-424 (110 amino acids)
Biological process (GO): protein folding in endoplasmic reticulum; autophagosome assembly
Cellular component (GO): membrane; endoplasmic reticulum; EMC complex
Source: RefSeq, a predicted model, not a curated record
UGUGUGAGGGAACACGAGGGACUGUGUGCCGCUGUGUUCCAGUUCCGCGUUGAGUCCGCGAGAAGGCAGAAGCGGAACCCCGGAGGGUGCGAUGGCCGCGGUGGUGGCCAAACGGGAAGGGCCGCCGUUCAUCAGCGAGGCAGCCAUGAGAGGCAAUGCCACGGUCCUCCAUUACUGCCGGACCUCAGCGUCAGCGCUGUCGGGGGCCACAGCCGGCAUCCUCGGCCACACCGGCCUCUACCGCUUCAUCUUCUACCUGCUCGCCUCCGUCCUGCUCUCUCUGCUCCUGAUUCUCAAAGCGGGAAGGAGGUGGAACAAGUAUUUUAAGUCAAGAAGACCUCUCUUUACAGGAGGCCUCAUCGGAGGCCUCUUCACCUACGUCCUCUUCUGGACGUUCCUCUAUGGCAUGGCGCGCGUCUACUGA